Messenger RNA from Linderina pennispora, 525 nucleotides. RefSeq lists its product as uncharacterized. NCBI's taxonomy places the organism in Eukaryota, Fungi, Kickxellomycota, Kickxellomycetes, Kickxellales, Kickxellaceae. The record is from RefSeq and is a predicted model, not a curated record. The coding region runs from base 39 to 230 and encodes 63 amino acids. The transcript has a single exon.
CAGCCACUUCUCUCCUGCUUUUUGCUAACACGUCAGUAAUGAAGUAUUCCAUUCCUCUGCUUGCCCUCAUUGCGCUUUGCGCUGCUGCUCCUGCUCCACAGGUUAUCAACAAUGUCGACAAGCUGAAGCGUGAUAGUAACGACAACAACCCUUGGGACAGGCGUCAGCUUAAUGGUGGCAACUUGUUGGCGCACGAUGUCAAUAACAAUAAUCCUUGGGACAGGCGCUAGGUUGGAUGCAGCAACACCUAGAUUGGUGCGUGGGGCUCCUGUUCGCCAGAACUAGCACAGGUCUGGCUUUCGGCAUACAUAAUAGCUGCCGGCUAGGAAGAGUGCGCCCCUAGUGGCCAUUUUAUACCUGGAUACAUGGGUGCUAAUCUACAUAUGCCGCGAUUCUUAUAUCCAAGGCCAUUGCUCAAUAGCCUCCUGCUACAUCCUCUUCCAACAUCCUUUCGUAUCUUCUCCAGCCAACUAGGCAACAGAGGCUUUUCGUAAAUAAACAAUUAUUUCAUUUGCAAGCGAAACA